Molecule: messenger RNA, 5340 nt
Organism: Macrobrachium nipponense
Lineage: Eukaryota; Metazoa; Arthropoda; Malacostraca; Decapoda; Palaemonidae
Exons: 14
Coding region: 508-4911 (1467 amino acids)
Biological process (GO): G protein-coupled receptor signaling pathway
Cellular component (GO): endosome; plasma membrane
Molecular function (GO): G protein-coupled receptor activity
Source: RefSeq, a predicted model, not a curated record
CAACCAGUCAGACUCAGUAUCGCGCGAGACGUGUCGGAGUGUGGACGUGUCGCUCCGCUCUCCGAGGGACGACGACGCUCUCAUCUUGAUCGACACGUGGAAAACCGAUCAAAAAGAAAAAACUCGUCUUGCAUCGCGCGGUUUUUCGUUGCCGUCGUGGAAAAGGCGUCUUAUUAUUAUUAUUACGCGUGGAAACAUAUCAGUUAUACAUGUAUAUGAAUUCCAUUGAACAUUGAUUUUGGAAGUUUUAAGUGAACGUGUUUAUUAAGAAAGACAAGAGGUAAAAAAAAAGUGAUAACCAAAGAGAAAAUAAAAACAGUAUUAACAAGACGCUUUGAAAGAAUACUCUCUUGGAAUUAAGAGUUUGAAUUGUGACUUUAUUAGUCUUCUUCUUGCUGGGAAAUAUGAACACCUGACGAAAUGGGGCGUUUGCGUCCUCAUAGAUUGCCCGCGCAUAUAUAAGACAUGAAGAGGGAUGCAUUGCAGUCCGCGUGAGGCGGCUUCAGCAUGGGCGUGGGCGAUGAUGGCUCUGGACUGGCAGUGGAUGACGAGAUGGGCGUGGGCGUGGCCGCAGGAGGAGGAGGAGAAGGCGGGAUCGGCGUGGAGGCGGCGGCGGUGGUGGUCAUCACCCUUCUGGCUGUCCUGGGCAACGCCAUGGUGGUCGCUACCUUGGUCAGGAGGUCGCUCCUGCAUCACCCUUCCAACAGACUGGUUCUGAGCUUGACAGGCAGUAAUCUGGUCUUGACGGUGGUUGUACUUCCUGGAAUGGUGACCUCUCUGCUGAUGACACCAGCAUCUCCGAGCAAACAGCCCCCAACCUUGCAGCACCAUUUCAACAACUCUGGAAUCUCACCCUCCCAUGACACAAUUGAAUCCAUUCCCCUACUGAAGAGAAGUGAUGCUGAUACAGCGGCUCUUUCCCAGCAGCCAAAUGAAUCUGUCAUCUCCUUGCGCAACUUCACCAACAACUCGUCCUCUCUACAGGAAAGCGGGGAAGAGUCUUCCCCAUUUCCUAGCAACAGUGUCUUGCUGGAAGAUUACAGUGAUGAUCCCAUGACCUUUUCCCAUUCACAGGGUACCCAAGAAGUCACGACCCCAAUUCCCGAAUUCUUUACCACCGAAUUGCCAAUAUACUUGGAGGUUUCUUCUAGUGUCAUGGAUUCUGCCGUGCCACUUCAUAGGGACGUCUCUAUCUUGUCACAAGAACUGCAGAAUUCGCAACCCUCGUCUUGGCAGGGGGAAAUAGUCAGGCCCCAAAACUUGCACCAGCAAGAAGUGGACCAUCACCAGAAAUCCAUCAGAAGCAGAGAGUUUCAGGCCACUCCUCUCCUUAGGGACAAGUUCGGAGAGAGUGCAGAAGAUGGUGGAAUCACACCCGAAACGGCAGGUUAUGUUCAAAGGCAAAUGAUUUCCAGAGAUGACGUUGUACAUUUGAUAGAUGCCAAAGAAAAUCGACACCAAGAGACUCAGGGUAAGGAAAUCAGAUCGCUGUCAGAAAACGAUAGAAAAAUUAAAUCAUCGACCAGUGAAAAUAUACGCCUGGACAAAGAUGUUUUAGCAUUUAUUAGAAAUGAAGAAAAAAUAGUGGUGCCGCAGAGUAAUUCGCCACACAUGAAAAUUAAAACUAAGCUGAAAGGCAGGAGCAAGGUCUCUCCACAAGAUGUAUUUCAGGAAGGUGGUGGAGAAUUGCAACUUGCUGAGAAACUUCCACAAGAAUACACAGAAUAUGAAAAUGACAGUGGUCUGGCUGUUCAUGGGGAGGAGCAAGCAAGACACCCACCAAAUAGAAGACGGAAACAGGGAACGCGCCAUUAUCAGCAUCGUAAACAAAGGCUACGAAGAAACAGGGACGACUCCCAGAGUAGUGGGACUGUUUUAGUAGUAAAAAAGAAUGAUAGUGAUAAACAAAAGGCUGGUGACACAGAACUAAUAAGAUCAGAAAGGGAGUCGUUGGUUGUCGAGGUGAGGAACCCAGAGUGGGAAGAGAAUAAUAACAGAAACAAGAACGUCGAGGGGUUAAAAGGUGAACAAGGCAAUCCACAGCUGAACAGCAGUGGAGUGGGCCAUUUGAGGGAGAAAGUACAUGUGAGAAUAGAGCAGCAACAGGGAGGCGGCAAAAGAGAACACGUUAUCAUCGUCCGAGGUGUACAGGAACUCAAAGAAGAACAGGCAGGAAAGCAAAUGGUCGUCGUCGUUGUCGACCAAGAAGAACUUCACCAGCAGCAACGUAUACAGGUGAAGGUAACACAUCACAAUGCACACCAAAGAAACCAACAGUCAGGUUCAGAAAACCAGCUGGAAGAGCCCAGUGAGCCCAAGGCCUCAGCUCUUAACCUCAGCACAGAGAAGAUAAGUGAUGGGGACAACUUGCAGGCUAAUUUCACGCGUCCCAAGAAGAAUGACCACCUUCUCCAGCGGGAGCGGGUGUUUGACGGUCACCAGCAAGGAGAGCCUUUAAACAACCAGGAGUUGAAUCUAGAGUUGCAAGACGAGGCAGGAAAGGAAGUGGAAGAAAUUCAGCAGGUUUACGGAGGUGUGGAAUGGGAGACCGACAGAUGGGAAGGCGGGCGAAUACUCUGCCAGGGAGCUGCAUUUUUCACAAACCUAGUAACAGCAGCUUCUGCGUUGACUGUAGCUGUUAUUGCCAUUGACAGGUACCUGGCUAUCGUGAGGCCGUUGGUGUAUGGCGUUAUGGUCACUAGGGGAAGGUGUCUGCUGAUGCUAAUAUGGUGCUGGAGUCAGGCAUUAUUAACGGCACUGCCUCCGUUGCUUGGCUGGGCAAGGUACGAGCGCCGUGAGCCAUAUGGCAGAUGCGGUGUGGCUUGGGGGGAAUCCCCUUCGUACACAGCCGUUUGGACCAUUUCAGUCUUUUUAAUCCCCUUUAGCAUCAUGACUGUCUGCUACUAUCACAUACUCCAGGUUGCGCGUAACAAGUGCAGAAGGAUCCGUGUGGGAAAGAUGUCCGAAACCUCGCCUCCACACACCCCUGACCCGACAGCAGCCUGCCUUGAUGGAUUCCCCUUCCCCUUAAGCGUGGCACACCUGACCUCUCCUCCCCUGGGAGGGAAAUUGGCGUCGCCUCGCCCACCCAGUCCUACAUUAAGGAAGCUGUCGUCCUUUGGGAACCUAACUAACUCCUCCCUGGGCAGUCAGGCUCACUGUCCGGCGGGGAGCCAUGCUAGUCAUUGGAAUGGAGCUGGUCACCCUCUAGUCAAAAAUUCGGGGACAUCAAGUGGGGUUUUAGACUCUCGCUUGGGUGGAAUACCCUGUCGCAGCUAUAGUGUCAGUGGCAUGUUAAGGGCAGUUGACUCUGCUACUAACACCAAUGAUCCAUCUCACAAACCAAAACGAAAACUUGGUGAUUUUGGCAGGUCACGCUCCCUCUGUCAGGUUCCACAGCAACCUCCCCGGCCUUGCCUUCGCAGGGUUCAGAGCACUUUCAGUGUUCGACACACGCUAAAAAAAUUGAGUCUUGGGACUCGUCGGCCUUCCUGGAGUUGGGAGGGUUCUCCAAGCAAAGGAUUUUGGACUGUCUUUGUUGUAAUGGGAGCUCACCUGGUAACCUGGGGCCCAUAUACUUGUAUGGCAAUUGCUGAAGCCAUUUUGGGUCGUGGGCGCCUUCAGUCCCUUCCCCCAUGGGUUAUGGUAACAUGCACACUUCUAUUAUUCACGGCAAGUGUGUUUUAUCCCAUCGUGUACGGGCUUUAUAAUCGUAAUAUCAGGAAGGAGGUAUUGACAUGCCUCUGUCCGACCUGGGCCAGGAAGCGUGGUAGUCAGGCUCGCAGGCCAUCGACUUUGCCGUCGUAUUCUGGUAGCGUACUGGAUUUCACUUCGCUUCGUCAGCGUAGUGCUUCAGAUAAACCGGAGUUAUGUCCCAAUCCAGCCAAUGGCAUUACAGGGACUAUUGCAACCAUAUCAAGUAGAGUAGGAUCUCUUGCUUGUCCUAUGCCCCUUAUGAUAAUGGGUGAAGAUGACACAUUCCCUGUAAGGGGAUAUAACCUCAACCUCAGGAAACCUUCUCAAGAUUCAGACUGGUGUUUGUACGAUCUUUCUCCAUCUUUCGAUAAGAAAAAGAAAAAACUGGCAGGAACAGUGAUGGUUGGUGGUGAGGAUCAAGAUUCUGAUGUAGAUACCCCUGCACCAACUCCCCGUCAGUACACAACACGUCGUGUUUCAGCUCCAAGCGUUCUUUCUACAGUGAAAGAAGAUCCACACUCAACUACAGUUUGUAUUGAAGAUAACCCCAAAGUUGGUCGUCAUUACAGCAUAAGUGGCAGGAACCUUCCAUCUCACAGAAAAAUGACUGUAAUUCCUUUGCCCGAAUCCUUUAAUGUUAACAGUGUUGUGGGAUCUUCACUACGUCGCUCAAGGAGCCUUGAUAAAAUUCAUUCUCCGGAGAAAGAUAUUGUAUUGGAUAGCAUAGCUUACAGAUCGUUAAGAAAGAAACGUAUUCCCCCAGUUGUGCGAGAAACUCAAUUUAAUACGCCAGUCACUAGUGAAAGAGUACAAAGGAGGAGGGGAUCCAUUGCUGUGAUGAAGGUUAGUGCCAUUCCUGAAGACUGUGGUGUUACAGAGUACCCUGAAGUUACAGAUUCAGGUCGAGGUAGUGUUGACAGUGGCCGGAUAACCAGACCUCGAAUAGUAAAUGGUCGAGGUAGUGUAGAUAGCACAGACUUAACUAAAACUUUUUCUCUUCGAUGUCGUGGUAGUACUGAAGGUCCAGAACAAAGUAAAGCUCAUGCAUUUAAUAGACGAGGUAGUGUAGACAGCACAGAACUCGCCAUGGCACGGAGCAAGAAAAGAGAAAACAGAGAUAGUGUAGAUUUGGGUAAAAAUCCUGCAAGUAGACAGAUUAGUAUUGAUGAAGGAAUUGGAAGCGAAUGUCUUCCAGAGGAAAGCAAUUGGGAAUAAGAAUAACCAUACUUAUGUACUCUCAUGAACAUUUGGUAAAAUGCCAUAAGGAGAGGUAACAAGUAUCUUUUAGCACAAAUUAAUGUUAAAAGUAUUUACCUUUAGUCAAACCACAUUCCUUGCUUGUGUCAGGUCUCAACUGUUGUACUAUAAUUGUUCAUACAGUAAUUGUAAUGAGCUACUUUUACUAUAAACUGGUAUUACAUAUUCCUGAAGUGUAAUAACUUAAAUGUUUUUAAAUAGACAAUGGAUAUCAUAAAUGUCUAGAUGUGUUGUAAUUUUUAUGUAUCGACUUCUGCAUUACUAUAUUUUUGAAACCUGCAGAGUCAAAAGAAUUUAGUGAGAAACAGAUAGGAAUUUCUGUGUAAAAGUUUCACAAUUAAUCUACUUACAAUAAUAGAUUAUGUAUUUUUACCUAAAUAAAGAAUA